AAGCAGCAAUUGCGGCUUGCCAACGGAAGACGCGCUUGCGGCGUACUUCCGUCGCUCUAGCCAAGGAAGAUGGCGGCGUCCCAGCAGCAGGCUUCGGCGGCUACCUCAGCUGCUGGCGUGUCGGGCCCGGGAUCCGCGGGUGGCCCGGGUCCCCAGCAACAGUCGCAGCCUACGCAACUGGUGGGACCUGCGCAGAGCGGGCUCCUGCAGCAACAGCAGCAGGACUUCGAUCCUGUGCAGCGCUAUAAGAUGCUCAUCCCGCAGCUGAAGGAGAGUCUCCAGACUCUGAUGAAGGUUGCAGCCCAGAACUUGAUUCAGAACACGAACAUUGAUAAUGGGCAAAAGAGCAGCGAUGGACCCAUACAGCGCUUUGACAAGUGUCUGGAGGAGUUCUAUGCCCUCUGUGACCAGCUGGAGCUCUGCCUGCGCCUGGCCCAUGAGUGCCUUUCGCAGAGCUGUGACAGUGCGAAGCAUUCUCCGACGUUGGUACCCACGGCCACCAAACCAGACGCCGUGCAGCCAGACAGCUUGCCCUACCCACAGUACCUGGCUGUCAUCAAAACCCAGAUUGCCUGUGCCAAAGACAUUCACACCGCCCUACUGGACUGUGCCAACAAGGUCACAGGCAAGACUACAGCGCCCUCAACUGGCCCUGGGGGCAGCCUCUGAGGUCUUGGGCCAGGAGGAGGGUGGGGCAGUGAAUGAAGAGUGGCCUAAGGCAAAGCAGCUGGCUCCUUCUGAUUUAUUCUUGGAGAGUCUGAACAGUGUGGCCGAAGCCAGCAGGGGGUAGCAGAGGCCCGUGCAUGGCAACAGCACAGACCCAGCCUGCCCUCCCACUGCCACUUAAUGCUCUGCUCUGACCUGGGGUGGACCUGGAACUGGGUGGACUAGAUGACCUCAGCUCCUGGGACCCUACUACCAUCCCCAUGUCCUACCUGGCCUGGGUGUGGCCGGCUGGCCCUUCAGACAGACCUUCCUGAGGUUGACCCAUUGCAUCACCCUAUGAACUCCUUCCAGCUAUUUAUGCCCCCAUCCUACCUCUUUCUUGCCUGUGUCUCCCUGCCUCUCUCUACUAGCCCCAUUGUUGCCUUUUGCCCCCAACUUCUAACAGGGACUCUGUGAGGGGUACCUGGGGCUAGAGGAAGGUCAGCUGGCUCAACCACAGCCAAACCCAGGGCUCACCUGGCCCAGGAAAGGGGAAACGCAGAAGUCGAGGCCUGACCUAGACACACCCAACUGGGGAGCAGCUGGGGCCCCCACUUGGUCCCUGCGUCAGCAGAGCUCCAGUGAGAGGCAUUGUGCAAUGUGUGGGGAGGCCUGGCUCAGUGGACGCCUGGGUCCCUAUAUUUUUAGCCCCAAAGCAGAAGUGAAAAGGCCCAGCAGGGAUGAAUCAUGGGGUUCUGGGGAAGAACCCAGCUCCGGGAAGCAGGCCCUGGGGAGGGGGCUUCAGGGAGGGAGGGAGGGCCCCACCAGUGCCUCACUUCCCCCAAGGACUUUGGGGAGCUUGGCCACAGCCUUCAGGCCUGGACAAGUGCCUGGCAGAGCUACAGGGCCAGGCCCAGCUGUCAGUUGAAUAGCUAGAGUGACUCAGCAUGGUUGGGGGAACCACCCCACCCAACACCUUCAGUGCCCUGGCUCCCAGCACCUUAUGUACUGGACCCAUACUUGCAAAGAAACCCCGAGACCAUGGGGACCUCUAUAAUUCACCAAGAGCACAAAUCCGUACACUGGAAAGUCACCAUCAGCAUGAGAGUGUGCACACACCUGCCAGUCAUUCCUCUCCCUGCUUGCCUGGAUUGGGGAGGACAGUGUCUUCUGCAGGGAAACCUGAGCCCUGGCCCCUUCCCAUUGCUAUCCUCCUGCUGUCUCCCAAGUCAUCUAGGAUGGUAGUCAACUGACCUUAAUUAUGUUUGGGGUUUUGGAAACAGGGUCUCACUCUGUAGCCUAACCUCUAUCACUAUAUACUCCAGGCUGGUUUCUAACUCAUAGCAUUCUACCUACCCCAAUUUCUUAAGUGUUGGGAUUAUAAGUUGUGAGCUACCA
Nannospalax galili (Upper Galilee mountains blind mole rat) is the source of this 2043-nucleotide messenger RNA. RefSeq names its product mediator complex subunit 29 (gene Med29). The transcript is spliced from 4 exons. Gene Ontology annotation, molecular function: transcription factor binding; transcription coregulator activity. The record is from RefSeq and is a predicted model, not a curated record. The coding region runs from base 70 to 669 and encodes 199 amino acids. Gene Ontology annotation, biological process: regulation of transcription by RNA polymerase II. Lineage: Eukaryota; Metazoa; Chordata; Mammalia; Rodentia; Spalacidae. Gene Ontology annotation, cellular component: mediator complex.